CUUGCAAUGACACCGGUAUAAUCAACCUCACCUGCACUUUCCCUUUUUCUUUUCUUUUUUCUUUUUACUUUUACUUCGAACUGACGGGAGAAAGGGAGAAAACGAAGCGACAAACACUUUCCAUCUGCAAGUUUUCGUGUGUCGGUCGCACUGGAGGGGAGGAAGCGAUGGCAGCCCCGGUGAAAGCAGCGCUGGCUCUCCUGGUUCUCACCGUGGCAACUGCCUUGUGCGCUGAGGUGGAGGAGCGUCUGGUGAACCACCUGUUGGCUCCAGAGCGCUACAACAAGCUGAUCAGACCAGCUGUCAACAAGAGCCAGCAGGUCACCAUCUAUAUCCAGGUGUCCCUGGCCCAGCUUAUCAGUGUGAACGAGAGGGAGCAGAUCAUGACCACAAACUGCUGGCUCACUCAGGUAUGGAAUGACUACAGGUUAAUGUGGGAUCCUGAAGAGUAUGAGGGCAUCAAGAAAAUCCGCCUCCCAUCACAACACAUCUGGUUGCCAGACAUCGUCCUCUAUAACAAUGCUGAUGGGACCUAUGAAGUCUCCUUCUACUCCAAUGCAGUUGUCUCCAACAAUGGUGAGGUGGCCUGGCUCCCACCAGCUAUAUACAAGUCAGCCUGCAAAAUUGAAGUUCGCGAUUUCCCCUUUGACCAGCAGAACUGCACCCUUAAGUUCCGCUCCUGGACCUACGACCACACUGAGAUCGAUCUCAUCCUCCUCAGUGAUUUUGCCAGUCGUGAUGACUUCAAACCCAGCGGUGAGUGGGAUAUUGUUUCGCUGCCUGGACGCAAGAACGAAGACCCUGAUGACAUCACGUACCUCGAUAUCACUUAUGACUUUAUCAUCAAGAGAAAGCCGCUGUUCUACACCAUCAAUCUGAUCAUCCCCUGCGUCCUGAUCACGUCGCUGGCUAUUCUGGUAUUCUACCUUCCGUCAGACUGUGGUGAGAAGAUGACACUGUGUAUCUCCGUCCUCCUGGCCCUAACUGUGUUUUUACUCCUGAUCUCAAAGAUUGUGCCACCUACGUCUUUAGCAGUGCCUCUCAUUGGGAAGUACCUGAUGUUUACCAUGGUGCUGGUCACCUUCUCUAUCGUCACCAGUGUUUGCGUGCUCAACGUGCACCAUCGCUCUCCCAGUACACACACCAUGCCUGCCUGGGUCAAGCGUGUGUUCCUGUACCAGCUCCCCGCCUAUCUCUUCAUGCGGCGACCCGGUAGCUCCAACAUCCGUGAGCGGUUCCGGAAAAAACACCAGCAGCGAUCUUACUCAGACCUGAAGCAGCGAGGGACGGACGGGUCACUUGCAUCCGGAGGGGCCGGGAGUUCCUCAGGAAUGGCAGAUUCAACCUCCUCCUUUUUUGUGAACGAGGAAUCGGCCAAGCGCUAUGGUUGGAAAGUCAGCGACCUGUCAGAGAACACAGAGUUCAGAAAGAGGAUGACGCUCAAGUGCAACAUUGACGUGGAGGAGGCGGUGGAUGGAGUGCGCUAUAUUGCUGAGAAGAUGAAGAGUGAGGAUGACGAUGAAGGGAUCAUUGAGGACUGGAAAUAUGUGGCAAUGGUGAUUGAUCGUCUCUUCCUGUGGAUCUUUGUGCUGGUGUGUGUGGUCGGGACGGUGGGCCUCUUCAUGCAGCCCCUGUUCCAGAGUUACAACACCCCCACUAUCGAUGAGCUGGACUAGAGCUGAAAUCUCAUACCUAAACUUUGAUCUGAACAUGAAACCCUGAACAUGAAAAGAACCUUGAUUCCCCCUCCCCUCCCCCCAGAAACAGAGCUCUGAAAACAUUUUGACACUUAAACUCACACCUUCGCCUCACACCGCACUGUCACUGAGUCCACCCCUUUCUCUUGCAUCUCGAAAAGCGAGAGAAAUGACUUAUGUGCUCUACCAUCUCCUCCCUUCCCUCCUUCUCUUACCCCCUUCAACCUCCGCUUCUCCUUUUUACUUCUGCUCUACUC
This is a messenger RNA of Myripristis murdjan (pinecone soldierfish), 1954 nucleotides long. RefSeq names its product cholinergic receptor, nicotinic, beta 5b (gene chrnb5b). The coding region runs from base 168 to 1676 and encodes 502 amino acids. The record is from RefSeq and is a predicted model, not a curated record. The transcript has 6 exons. Gene Ontology annotation, biological process: monoatomic ion transmembrane transport. Lineage: Eukaryota; Metazoa; Chordata; Actinopteri; Holocentriformes; Holocentridae. Gene Ontology annotation, molecular function: transmembrane signaling receptor activity; acetylcholine-gated monoatomic cation-selective channel activity. Gene Ontology annotation, cellular component: postsynaptic membrane.